AUGGCAUCAGGGUCGUUCGCCAGCGGCCAGCCACAACAAACACCUCACCAGCCGCCCCAACAGCAUGAGCAGCAGCAGCAGCAGCAGUACGCCAUGGACAUGGGGAUUGGGUAUCCGUCGGCCGCCGCCGCCGCCGCCAUGGGCGAGGUGUACCGGGCCCAGGGUAACGUGUUUGAGAGGCUGGAGUACCAGCCGCAGGUCGAGGUAAACCGACAGCCGCAGAGGCGCCGACGACAGCAGCAGGACAGCGCCAGUGGAGGUCAUGCGCCGGUGAUGCAGGCUGCAUCGCAAGCACCGAUGGGGGCACCGGACAAGCAGACGCAGCACAUGGGCCAGUUUGGCAUCUUGGCGCCGACGCCAGUACCCGUGGUGCACCCGCACCGAUCGAUGGCCCCGGCUAUGGGCCAGCCGACGCUGCAUUUCGCGCCCGCCAUCCAGGCCGGCGCCGGCGCCGACGCAGACGCCGCGCCCUCGGCCCACGGCAAGCUGGGCGGCAAGAUUGUUGUCGAUCCGCCAGACUUGCACGCUUGGCGGGAGAAGCUAUUCAACGUGGAUGAGAUGAUUGUAUUGACACAGGAGCAGUCCACGCAAAAGUACAAGCGCAAGCCGUUUGUCUCGCACUACUGGGACUGCCGCAUGAAGGGCCGCCCGCCCGGCACGCCCAAGACGGAGGACCCCACCAAGAAGCGGCGCCGGCGCAGCGCGCGCGAGCGCGACCUGUGCGACGUCAAGAUCAAAAUCACCGAGUACUUUCCCAGCACGGAGCCGGUGCAGCUCGACGGCGGCGCGGACGGUGCCGCCACCACCAGCGCCGCCGCCGUGGCCGCCGGGUACCACGGGCAGCGCUUCUGGACCAUUCAGCGCGUCAACGGCAACGGCGGCAACGGCAAGGGGGACGGCGUCGCUGGCCCGCACAAGCACACGCUCGCCAAGAGCGACGAGAUCAAAAAGAAUAGCGUCCAGCGGCACAUGGCCUCGCAGGACCGCGAGACAAAGCGGGCGCAGCCGGCCCCGCGCCGGCCUACAGGCACCGCCGCCGUCACCGCUCGGAAGCACGCGCGCGAGGCCGGCGCCGCCGGUGACGUCAAGCUGUACGCCGCGUGCCACUGCCCCUUUUCGCAGCGCGUCUGGAUCGCCCUCGAGGCCAAAGGCCUCCCGUACCAGUACUGCGAGGCGGACCCGCACCGCAAGCCCGCCCCGGCGGGCCUGCUCGAGGCCAACCCCAAAGGCCAGGUGCCCGCGAUCCGGCAAGGCGCGUGGGCCUGCGCCGAGUCGUCUGUGAUUUUGGAAUAUCUCGAGGACUUGGACGCGCGCGUGCCGCUGCUGCCCUCGGACGCGCGGCUCAAGGCCAACUGCCGUUUCUGGAUCAACCAUAUCAACACGGACCUCCUCGUCGCCUUUUACGCGCUUCUCCAGAAUACGGACCUCGCGCGGCAAGCAGACCUCAUCACGUGCCUGCAGGCGCAACUCGAUCGCCUCGCGCAGGCUGCCGACGAGCGUGGCCCGUACUUUCUCGGCGCCGCACUCAGCCUCGUCGACGUGCACCUCGCUCCAUGGGCGCUGCGCCUGCGCACCAUUCUGCACCCCCGCCGCGGCUGGCCGGCCGCGGCACCGGCGUCCGCCUCGCGCUGGGCGCGCUGGCUCGACGCCCUGGAGCGCGACGCGCACGUCAAGGCGACUACGAGCGCCGAUGACUUGUACGCGGAUACGGCAGAUAUGCUCAUCAACGACCCGGCGCCGGUGCCGCUUUGA
Messenger RNA from Cordyceps militaris CM01, 1752 nucleotides. Its product is annotated as glutathione transferase, putative. The transcript has 4 exons. Bases 1 to 1752 code for a protein of 583 amino acids. NCBI's taxonomy places the organism in Eukaryota, Fungi, Ascomycota, Sordariomycetes, Hypocreales, Cordycipitaceae. The record is from RefSeq and is a predicted model, not a curated record. Gene Ontology annotation, cellular component: cytoplasm.